This is a messenger RNA of Corythoichthys intestinalis (scribbled pipefish), 3227 nucleotides long. It is a transcript of the gene f13a1b, whose product is annotated as coagulation factor XIII, A1 polypeptide b. NCBI's taxonomy places the organism in Eukaryota, Metazoa, Chordata, Actinopteri, Syngnathiformes, Syngnathidae. Gene Ontology annotation, biological process: blood coagulation, fibrin clot formation; peptide cross-linking. The record is from RefSeq and is a predicted model, not a curated record. The coding region runs from base 943 to 3177 and encodes 744 amino acids. Gene Ontology annotation, molecular function: protein-glutamine gamma-glutamyltransferase activity. The transcript has 15 exons.
ACCUUUGCACUAAUCGGUUGAUUGUAGUCAGGCGCUGCUUGUUUAGCAGAAACCUCAUUGGUUAAACCGUCUGUGCUCGAUCAGUAGGAACAAAAACCAGGACCCACAGCGGUCCUUGAGGACUGGUUUAGGCACCCCUGAACUAGAACCAUCGUGUACUCUUCUCAUUUCUACAUCACCUCCUCUAGGUGAUCAGUUAGUCUCCAAGAAGGCCACAAAAAACCCACGACAAUAGUCAAAAUAAUGAUCAUCAAUCGAGAUUCAAUUGGGAGUGAAUGGAGUCUUAAGGCGUGGUUGUGCCGAAUUCCGCAUUUUGUCCAACUACAAGUGAGUCAUCUCUGGAGAUAUUUUGGUCCACUCUUCCUCGGAGUAUUUUUGGAGGGAUUACCACCAUUAUAUUUCUUUCUGAUUUAAACCCAGACUUCACUCCAGCAAAAACAGAAUUGGCCUUGCGCUAAAAGACUCCAUAUGAAGUCUGGUGAGGAUUAGUGUAAUGGAUGUCCUGUCGACAAGUAGACCGCUUCAUGGGACUGCCAAACUUGAGGAGGGAUGAGGAAAUGUAUUGUCUUGCGGCCAAGGAGCCAGGUUUCAGUCAAGCAAAACUGGCUGGAAUCAUCGUCGCUGGCGUCGGUACUCUUUUCCGUACCUGAAAAGAAUGUUUGUCAAACAGGUGUCGACUCGGUCUUUCCUGGCAAUGAGAGAAGCGCCGUGGCUAGACCUCAGAUUCCACAUGUCCGUCUCAAAGUUGGACUGGCUGUCUUCACACACAAGGGUCACACCCCCUGUGGGGUCCGGCCCACUGACACACGCGUGGAAAGUUACGCUAUUUAAGAAGAACAGUGUGAGAGGGCAGACGAAAGCUUCCAGUCUUUCACCAAGGUGCGUUCACACUUGGAGACCCUUUGCAAGCAUUUUGUCCUCUCUGUGUGAAACGUCGGCGACAUGUCUGCUCAACCUGACACCACCGCUGCAGACCCUUCUCCGGCCCUCCUGACUCCUGUCGGACCUCCUCCCAAGGUGAGCAGCCGCGGGCGGGCUGCCGCUCCAGCCGCCAACUCCAACUCGGACGAAUCGGACUUCCCUGAGUUUGAGCUGUUCGGUGCAGUCGGCCCGAGAGGACUUCCACCUUUGACUGAGUUCCUUGAUAUCUGGAAUGUGGACAUGAUGAAGAAACGAGACGGGAGCAAUAAGAUUCUCCAUCACACGGGGUCGUACGAGUCCGACUACUUGAUUGUCCGGAGAGGACAAGAGUUCCAAGUCAACAUCACCUUCAACCGCCCGUACAAACCGGACAAGGACAAGUUCGCGGUGGAGUUUGUCAUCGGUUCCAGUCCUCAGUACAGCAAGAACACCUACAUUCCUGUCUUCCCCAGCGACGACAGACAGAGCUCUUGGCCGGGCCGCGUCAUCCAGACCUCUGACAACGUGCUCACUAUGGGCGUGACCCCCGCCGCCAACUGCAUUGUCGGCAAGUACCAGUUGUACGUGGCCGUGGCCACUCCGUAUGGCAUCCGCAGGACCAGAAGGGAUAGGAGCCGGUACAUGUAUGUUCUCUUCAACCCGUGGGUGGCAACCGAUGCAGUGUUUCUAAACGACGCUGUUGAGAGGGAGGAGUGCGUGAUGGCGGAAACUGGAAUCAUCUACCAUGGUUCCUAUGACGAUGUCGCAGAGAGACACUGGAACUUUGGCCAGUUCAACCACGGCAUUCUAGAUGCUUGCCUGUACAUUUUGGACAGAUCUGAGAUGCCUAUCAUUAAUCGAGGGGACCCAAUCAAGGUGGCUAGAAAGGCCUCCGCCAUGUUGGACUCUCGCGACGACGAUGGCGUGAUGGUGGGAAACUGGAGCGGCGACUACACCUAUGGGGUGGCGCCCACGGCAUGGACCGGCAGCACCGAAAUCCUCCUGACUUACGCCAACAGCAAGAUGCCAGUGUGCUACGCUCAGUGUUGGGUCUACGCUGCUGUCUUCAAUACCUUCCUGCGCUGCCUGGGUAUCCCGUCGCGAGUCAUCACAAACUACUACUCCGCUCAUGACAACGACGGAAACCUGAAGUCUGAUAUCAUCCUGGAUGAAAACGGCCGGAUAGAUCGCAGCCGUACCCGGGACUCCAUCUGGAACUAUCACUGCUGGAACGAAUGCUACAUGUCCAGACCGGACCUGCGGCCCGGCUUCGGAGGUUGGCAAGUUGUGGAUGCGACGCCGCAGGAGACCAGCGAUGGCUUGUACAGAUGCGGCCCGGCAUCCAUUCAGGCCAUCAAACACGGUGAAAUCUGCUUCCCCUUUGAUGCAGCCUUUGUGUUUGCGGAGGUGAACAGUGACAUGGUGUUUUAUACCCGACGGAAAGAUGGUACCUUGGAGCCGGUUAAGGUGAAUCGAAGCCACGUCGGUCGAAAGGUUUUGACCAAAGCUCCUGGCGCGCUGAGUAGCCGUGACAUCACGGAUCAGUACAAGUUCCCCGAAGGCAGCGCUGAGGAGCGCACGGUCCUGGAGAAAGCAGAGACGUACAACUGUAAGAGAGAGAAAUCUGAGCUCCCUCCGGCCGACGUCGACCUGCUUCUGUCCAACGUGGAAGUCAACGUCGGGGACGACUUUGAAUUGAAUCUGAAAUUCGUCAAUCGCAGCGACCAGCGGCGUACCGUGGAAGCGUACGUCAGCGGCAGCGUCAUCUACUACACGGGCGUCGUCAGCUCAGAGUUCCUGUUCACGACCCCCAGCGUCAAGAUUGGGCCGUCCAGCAGCGCGAAGGAGUCCGUGACCGUCGAAGCCAAGCGGUACAUGAAGUCGAUGGUGGAGCAGUCAAACCUGCACUUCAUGGUGACGGGGAAAGUCACCGAGACGGGACAGAUCAUCAGCGCCAUGAAAAUAAUCCGCCCGCGCAAUCCCAAACUAAACGUUAAGGUGACGGGAAUCGCAAAGGUCAGCGAGGAAAUGUUCGCAACGGUGGAAUUUACAAACCCGUUAACCACUAAUUUGGAGGAUGUCUACAUUCGCAUGGAAGGAGCGGGGCUCAUGCUUCCCAAGUUUAAGUACUACAGGCUCAUCACUGCAGGCUCGUCCCUUACUUGGAGCGAGUCCUUCACCCCGCAGAGGCCAGGAACCACCAGUCUGAUCGCCACAUUGGACUGUCCCACUCUCAGGCAGGUGCAGGGGAAGUUCACGCUCACUGUCGAGGCCUAAGGAAAUCUAGCUCUGUAUGUGCUGUCGUUAUGGUCCAACCAAAUAAAUGA